Messenger RNA from Cynocephalus volans (Philippine flying lemur), 675 nucleotides. RefSeq names its product chromosome 10 C19orf38 homolog (gene C10H19orf38). Bases 1 to 675 code for a protein of 224 amino acids. Lineage: Eukaryota; Metazoa; Chordata; Mammalia; Dermoptera; Cynocephalidae. The transcript has 7 exons. The record is from RefSeq and is a predicted model, not a curated record.
AUGCCCUGGACUGUCCUGCUCUUUGCAGCUGGCUCCUUGGCAAUCCCAGCACCGUCCAUCUGGCUGGUCCCCCCACACCCGAGCAGUCAAGAGGAUCCCAUCCACAUCUCAUGCAUGGCCCCAGGGGGCUUCGUGGGGGCGAAUUUCACGCUGUACCGAGGUGGGCAUGUGGUCCAGUUCCUGCAGGCCCCUGCAGACCAGCUCGGGGUCACUUUCAACCUGAGCGGCGGCAGCAGUGAGGCUCCAGGGGGACCAUUUCACUGCCAGUACGGCGUGAUGGGCGAACACAGCCAGCCCCAGUUGUCGGACCUCAGCGAGCCUGUGCAGAUCUCCUUCCCAGUGCCCACUUGGAUCUUGACACUGUCCCUUAGCCUCGUUGGAACCCUCCUCCUCCUCACUGGGCUGGUGGCUGUCACCCUGGUGGUCAGAAAAGUUAAAGUAAAAAAAUUACAGAAGAAAAGAGAGCAAGAAUCCUGCUGGGCCCAGAUUAACUUCGCCACCACAGACAUGUCCUUUGAUAACACCCUGUUUGCCAUCUCCACGAAAAUGACUUUAGAAGAAGACUCGGCCACCCCUGAUGCUUGUCCCAGCAACUCUGGGCCCCGGAAGAGGCCCACCUCCACGUCCUCUUCGCCUGAGCCCCCCGAGUUCAGCACUUUCCGGGCCUGCCAGUGA